UGUUUAUGGAGAGUUGGCUGAUCAAUAUAAAUUCCAUGAAGAGAGGGAUUGUGGACAUAUGGCAACAAUGAGAUUGAAGGAGAUGCAGAAGCAACUGACCAGACUGACCGUGCUGUUAGUGAUGGCUUUAACUGCCGCCAGCCAAGCCCAGCCCGGCUGCCCGGACUCCUGCGGAAGUGUUUCAUCGAUUCCGUAUCCAUUCGGCAUCGGCACUUCUUCCGUCAACGGUGAAAACUGUUUUCUGGAGAAAGAUUUGAAUCUCACAUGCACAGACUCAACCUUAUAUCGCGGUCAAGGUAACGUCCAAAUUCUCAACAUAAGCCUCGCCGGUAAAAUCGACAUGCUCGUCCACAUCUCCAAGGUCUGCAAAAACGAAUUGUUGGGUGGAGUAAAAACACAAGGUAACCUUCCCAGUCUCAGAACACCGGCUUUCGCCAUUUCUAGUGAGGACAACAAGUUCGUAACCGUAGGCUGCGACACCUAUGGCUAUCUCAACACUUUCCGCAACGGCACACAAUCUUCAACGGGGUGUUUAACCAGAUGCGACAGCAUAGAGAGCGUCCAAAGCAGGCAGAGAAGCGGAAACUGCACCGGCAUAGGGUGUUGCCAGGUCGACAUUCCUCCUGGCAUGAAGAACAUCAGUUUCCAAGCUUCCACUUUCAAAAAUUUCAAUUCCACUUCUGACAUUCCGGAGUGUACAAAUAACGAACACACCUGCGAUAGUAAAGAUCAUUGUCGUGAAACUCUUGGCUCUUUUGAAUGUUUCUGUCCUGACGGACUUAUUGGAGAUGGAACAAGAGAAGGCGGUGGAUGCCACACAAGGCAGAAGGCUGAUGCAUUUACGAAGAUCAUCAUUGGUGCAGGGGUAGGAUUAAUUGCUCUAUUCAUAGGAAUUUUUUGGUUGUACUUGAUAUACGAGAAAAGGAAAGUCUUCAAAUUGAAGCAGAAGUUUUUUCAACAGAACGGAGGCAUUAUUCUUAGGCAACAACUCUCCACAAGAGAAGACUCAUCUCAUACCACUACGAUUUUCAAUGCUGAAGAACUUAAGAAAGCCACCAACAACUUUGAUGAGAGCUUAAUCAUAGGUAAAGGAGGUUAUGGUACAGUUUUCAAAGGAGUUCUAUCAAAUAACAAAGUUGUAGCUAUCAAAAAGUCCAAAAUAGUGGAUCAGAGCCAGGUACAACAAUUCAUAAAUGAGGUCAUUAUAUUGUCACAAAUUAAUCACAGGAAUGUGGUCAAACUCUUGGGAUGUUGUUUAGAGACAGAAGUUCCUUUAUUGGUCUAUGAAUUUGUUAACAAUGGCACCCUUUUCGAUUAUUUACAUAAUCAAGGCCAUAGGGUUAACGUGUCAUGGAAAAUGCGUCUAAGGAUAGCUACAGAAGCAGUUGCAGCUCUGUCAUAUCUGCACUCAGCAGCUUCCAUACCCAUCAGAGACGUGAAGACUUCUAACAUACUCUUAGAUGACAAUUACACUGCCAAAGUCUCUGAUUUUGGAGCUUCAAGAUUGGUUCCAAUUGAGCAAACUGAGAUAGCCACAAUUGUGCAAGGGACCUUUGGGUAUUUAGACCCAGAGUACAUGCAAUCAAGCCAGUUGACAGAAAAGAGUGAUGUUUAUAGUUUUGGGGUAGUGCUUGUAGAACUUCUUACAAGGGAGAAACCUUUCUCUUUUGACAAGACAGAAGAGAAACGAAGUCUUACAGUUCACUUUCUUUGUAGCUUGAAAGAGGAUCGUCUGUUUGAUGUUCUUCAGGUGGGUCUUUUGGAUGAAGAAAACCAACAAGAAAUUAUGGAGGUUGCUAUUCUUGCUGCCAGAUGCUUGAGACUUAUAGGGGAGGAAAGACCUAGCAUGAAGGAAGUGACAAUGGAACUAGAGGGAAUACAACUUACAAAGAAACACCUUUGGAUCAAUACAGGCAAAAACUUUGAGGAGAGUCAAUACUUGCUUCAUGAGACACAAAGCUCUUAUGAACAUGGUGAUAGUAGUGGCCAACAAAAUAUUGAAUAUGAUAGCUUGAGAGAACAUGAAUUAAUUGACUUUGGUAAUGGAAGAUGAUCAACUAUUGCGAUCAAUUAUGUCUUUAUAUUGUUCAUUGUAAUUUAUGCUGGAGUUUUUAGGAUUACAAGUGUAUUGUAAUGUGUGUAUAUAAACACACAAACUCUUAUAUGAACAAUCAAGUCAAAUUUUUACGCUUUUC
Molecule: messenger RNA, 2195 nt
Organism: Vigna unguiculata (cowpea)
Lineage: Eukaryota; Viridiplantae; Streptophyta; Magnoliopsida; Fabales; Fabaceae
Product: putative wall-associated receptor kinase-like 16
Biological process (GO): protein phosphorylation; cell surface receptor signaling pathway
Cellular component (GO): plasma membrane
Molecular function (GO): protein serine/threonine kinase activity; ATP binding
Source: RefSeq, a predicted model, not a curated record